AUGGAGACUCCUUAUGGGUUUAUUUUCCUCUUUGUCUUCGUCUAUCGAUAUGCCCGGCUUGUUGUUAAUCAAUGGGCGUGUUGGAUGCUCGAGCCCAUCCACCCCCGACAGGGCCCGAAAAUGAGCCGAGAAGAUGUGACGGUGGUCAUACCCUGUCUGGAAGCCAAUCAGGAGUUGGAAACUACUGUUAUUUCGAUCCUGGCAAGUGCUCCACGAAAUAUUAUACUGGUGACUACCAAGAGGAACUGCCGGCCGUUGGAAGAAAUGGUCAACAAGCUCGGACGUCGGUCCGGGAAAACCGAACUCCAAGUUAAGGUUGUCCAGGACCCGAACAAACGAGAUCAGAUGGCUGCUGGGAUAAGGCAUGUCAACACCGAGAUCACAGUGUUUGCUGAUGAUGAUGUGGAAUGGCCUCCUAACCUGCUUCAAUGGAUAAUUGCCCCCUUUGAAGCAAAGGAAAAGAUUGGGGCUGUUGUCACCUGCCAGCGUCUUCAGCGUCGCAACCCACGGAAUUUGAUUCACCGCAUCUGGCUUUUCCUUGGAGCUCUAUAUCUUGAGCGAAGGAACUUCGACUGUGCCGCGACAAACUAUAUGGAUGGGGGUAUUCCCUGCAUCUCUGGACGAACUGCCGCCUACCGCACUAGCAUUGUGAAAGACGAAGGAUUCCUAAAAGCUUUCUGUGAUGAGACUUGUUGGGGAAAGAAGCUCGGCCCUGAUGAUGACAAUUUCUUGACCCGCUGGAUGAUUGAGAAGGGAUGGGAUAUCUUCUUUCAAAACCAUCCUGACGCUAUGGUUCAGACGACACUGGAGGACAACACAAAGUAUUUGCUUCAAUGCCUGCGCUGGUCCCGAAGCAACUGGAGGAGCAACUUGAAAAGCCUCGUAACAUUGAGAACAUGGAGAAGGCAUCCUUACAGCAUCUAUGCUGUUUUUCUGACAACUCCCUUGCUUCCGCCUGCAGCGCUGAUGGAUGCCUUGCUCAUCUGGCUAUGCCAUAGAGUGACUGGGUACGAUCAAGUGCUGCAUUUUCGGUCGCUGGCGUUGCUGCUUGGUUGGAUGUUCGUCAGCAAGUUUAUCAAGUUCGUGGAUUACUAUCGACAACACCCUUCUGACAUUGUUCUCUUACCGGUUUCUAUCCUCUUUGGCUAUGUGCAUGGGAUCAUCAAAAUAUACGCCUUUUUGACACUUCACGUGACUACCUGGGGAGGCCGAGAGGUCGACGUUGAUGCUCGGCGGAGAAAAGAUGACCCGAGCCAAGGAGUCUUAGGCCCCACAAUCAAAGGAGGUCACACAACAAUAUCUCAGUCCCAGCAAGGCCAGGCAGUAUGGAGGCACUACAUCACCACUUUUCAGCUCCUCGCACCUGUUUUUUGGCCCGAAGGCAUCUCUCAAUGGCUUCACCCCCUCAGCAUUGGGGUAUGCAUCCUGGUGGAUCGUGCCCUGAAUGUCAUGACGCCAUUCCAGACUGGCCAGGCUAUCCAGGAUAUGAUUAGCCGAUCUGAUAGACUGUCAGUAGGGGAGAUCCUGACUGUGGCCAUCCCCUACCUACUUGAACAUUUGACUGUGACCCUGAGAAUCCAGCGAUACUGUUGGUGGACUUUGGAGAAAAACUGGUCCCGAAAAAUAAAAGUUAUGACGUACAACAAAGUCAUGGGCCUUUCGGGCGAUUUCCACCUGAGCGAAUCGAGUGAUCCAUUGGACCUAAUGUCACGACUUGGUGGACUUGAGAGUCUGGUGUCCAGCAUUGCGUUCCCGAUGACAGCAUUUCUGGAUCUGAUACUAUCUGUACAUGCGCUGUAUCUUCACUUUGGUAUCAGGUUGGCAGUAUACUACUCGAUAACCGCUGCCACCUACUUAUGGUAUUCCCAAUGGCUCCUCUCUCCGCGGGAAAUGCAAAAACACACACUGGAAAACAAACAGCAGGAAAGCCUUAUUACACGGGAAUCCAUCGCAAAUUGGCUGAUGGUGGCCUCUCACAACAGGUUCUUGCGUAAGCAGGGCCAGGUCUCCAAGGCAGUUGACGCCAGUCUGGAAUCCAGCUUACGACAAAAGCUUCUUUCUUUCCGUGCACGUAUUAUAAAGGACGCCAUUAUCCUCAUUGCAGUGGCUAUGGCAGCAGCUAGCCAGCAAGACAGACAGGCUAAGGAUCUUGUCAUAAUAUGGACCUUGUGGACUAACUUAUCAAACGUCCUCGGGUGUCUAACGGAUGGGGCUGAUGGACUAAAGCGGAUUGGCGUGCAGUUAGAGCCAGUUAUUGAGGUUCUAAAGCGGAAACCGGCAGUAUUUACUCGAAAAGACGCUCCCAUUUUAACCGACGUCAGUGGAGACAUCGAAUUUAAAAAUGUCACUUUCUCCUAUGGAGGACAGCCGGUUCUUAACAGUGUCUCAUUCCAUCUCCAUGGUGGUCAAACCACUGCAAUUGUUGGGCCAUCUGGAAGUGGAAAGUCAACCAUCUUGAACCUUCUUCUACGUCUCUUCGACCCACAGUCAGGCUCUAUCUCUGUCCAAGGCCACAACAUUUCAGAGAUUUGUCUGGGAAGCUUUCGGGAUAGUGUCGCCGUUGUCCAUCAGGAUCCGAAAUUUUUCACUGGCAGUGUUCGGCAGAACAUCGCAUUUAUCAAGGAUGACGUGGAUGAUCAUGAGAUAGAGGCUGCCUGCAAAGCAGCAGAAAUCUAUGAUUAUUUAAUACGGCGCAAAGGGCGUUUUGACACAAACAUCCAGGAAAUGUCAGGAGGGCAGCGGCAACGCAUUGCGAUCGCUCGUGGAGUGGUCCGAGAUGCACAAAUUUUGUGUUUGGAUGAGCCUACCAGUCAUCUUGAUGGCAACACAGCAGCCAAAAUUUGGGGGAACCUUAAGGCACACUUCAACAGGAAAACAGUGGUCAUGGUUACGCACCAGCUUCACUUGGCAAAAGAUGCACACUGUAUCAUUGUUAUGCAGAACGGCGAAGCUGUCGAGCAAGGGACGCAUGCAAUGCUCAUGGAGCAAAAAGGUUGCUACUACAAGAUGUGGAAGUCCACGAAGGAGUAACACCUUUUUCUAUACCCAACCCAUCAACCGACCAGUCUCCCUUGAUUAACAGGUGAUGAUAUUGCGUACCCAUACUCAGAGAAUGCAAGCAAGGAGGGCGUGCGAGGCAGAGAGCCAAGACAGCGGUUAAGAACGUGGUUACAUUUGGGGACUUGAGGACGCUGACAGGGAUGAGUGGAUGCGGUUCUCCGGUUUGCUCGCGACAUUGUGGACUAUUAUUGGUCAGAUUAAUUCAGCGUAGUCGUCGCAACCAAUCCCUAUCAGAUUUAGGCAAGGCUCCAGAAAGUCUGCAUUUUUAGUCUUACCUAGUAACAUUACUUCAUAC
Coccidioides immitis RS is the source of this 3355-nucleotide messenger RNA. Its product is annotated as polysaccharide synthase Cps1. Lineage: Eukaryota; Fungi; Ascomycota; Eurotiomycetes; Onygenales; Onygenaceae. The transcript has 6 exons. The coding region runs from base 1 to 3030 and encodes 1009 amino acids. Gene Ontology annotation, biological process: transmembrane transport. The record is from RefSeq and is a predicted model, not a curated record. Gene Ontology annotation, molecular function: ATP binding; ABC-type transporter activity; ATP hydrolysis activity. Gene Ontology annotation, cellular component: membrane.